Drosophila yakuba is the source of this 310-nucleotide messenger RNA. RefSeq lists its product as uncharacterized. The transcript is spliced from 2 exons. The record is from RefSeq and is a predicted model, not a curated record. Bases 45 to 251 code for a protein of 68 amino acids. Lineage: Eukaryota; Metazoa; Arthropoda; Insecta; Diptera; Drosophilidae.
AUCUUUUCCUUGAUCCUCAGUCCGAAACGAGAACUCAUCGAGAGAUGCCGCACUUGCAGAACAUCGAGCGGGAUUUUCCCCUUAACUGGACCUUGAAUCCCAUUCGGAUCUCGAGUAGUCUCGCCGUAAAUACUCUUUCCUUAUAUCGAAAGAUCUCGCACAACAUGUGGCGCUGUUGCACCCAAUUCUGCCACAGUCCCAAGUUCCAGCGAUAUGUUAGAUUCCUCGAGUCCAGUCUCUGCCAGUUCUAAAGAGCAAUGAUCUAAGAAAAUGCGCCAACGCCACGUCUUUCAAUUGAUUGCUUCUGAUU